AUGCAUGACUCGGACUCUGAUCGACUCGUCACGUCAGUCGCUCAAGCAGGCUCUGGCCUGCAGCCCGCAGCCGAGCAGGCCAGCUAUGGGCAGCACCCCACAAUUGAUGCUCACAUCGAUGGUCAGCAGCUCGCAAGCGGCUCGCAAAGCUAUGGGCAGCAGCAAGGUGUUGGCGCCGCCAGCACUGGUCAGCAGCAGGGAAGCGCCUCGCCAAACUACGGGCUGCAGCAAGGUGUUGGCGCCGCCAGCACUGGUCAGCAGCAGACAUGCGGCUCGCCAAGCUAUGGGCAGCAGCAAGGUGUUGGCGGCGCCAGCACUGGUCAGCAGCAGGGAAGCGGCUCGCCAAGCUAUGGGCUGCAGCAAGGUGUUGGCGCCGCCAGCACCGGUCAGCAGCAGGGAAGCGGCUCGCCAAGCUACGGGCUGCAUCAAGCCAGCGCAGCCAUGCACCACGCCAACGCUUUCGAAGAAGUGGUGCUGGAAGAGGCGUACCACCAUGUUGGAGCGAAUGUACUUGUCCCCAACCUCUUAGCUGAUUGUGCCCCUGGCCACGCUGGUGACCAAAUUGCAGCAGCAGAUGACUAA
Molecule: messenger RNA, 582 nt
Organism: Closterium sp. Naga37s-1
Lineage: Eukaryota; Viridiplantae; Streptophyta; Zygnematophyceae; Desmidiales; Closteriaceae
Source: the annotation of a GenBank genome assembly